ACUCCAAACAGUGAGACUUGAGCUGGAGAGCAGCGUUUACCGGCGGGGCGGCCGGUGAGAAGGCUGGUGGUGCUGCGGCUUUGAGGAGGCUUGGCGAGGACGUGGGACGAGCAGCGUGAGGGGAGAGGGCUUGGCUGGUUUUGUGAAUGAAGCAAUGGCUACAGAUUCCCCCAGAAGACCCAGUCGUUGUACUGGUGGAGUCGUGGUUCGCCCUCAGGCUGUCACGGAGCAGUCCUACAUGGAAAGUGUCGUGACUUUUCUGCAGGAUGUUGUGCCCCAGGCUUACAGUGGAACACCUCUAACAGAAGAAAAGGAGAAAAUAGUCUGGGUCAGAUUUGAAAAUGCAGAUUUAAAUGAUACAUCAAGAAAUCUGGAAUUUCAUGAAAUACAUAGCACAGGGAAUGAGCCACCUUUGCUGAUUAUGAUUGGCUACAGUGAUGGAAUGCAGGUCUGGAGCAUCCCUAUCAGUGGGGAAGCACAGGAGCUUUUUUCUGUUCGACAUGGCCCAAUUCGAGCAGCUAGGAUCUUGCCUGCUCCACAGUUUGGUGCUCCAAAGUGUGACAACUUUGCUGAAAAAAGGCCCCUCCUUGGUGUUUGUAAGAGCACUGGAUCUUCUGGCACAAGUCCACCUUACUGUUGUGUGGAUUUAUAUUCACUUCGUACUGGGGAGAUGGUCAAGUCCAUUCAGUUUAAAACACCUAUCUAUGAUCUCCAUUGCAACAAAAGGAUCCUUGUCGUAGUAUUGCAGGAGAAAAUUGCUGCCUUUGAUAGCUGUACUUUCACAAAAAAAUUUUUUGUCACAAGCUGCUACCCUUGUCCCGGGCCCAACAUGAAUCCUAUUGCUCUUGGGAGCCGCUGGCUUGCUUAUGCAGAAAACAAGUUGAUUCGAUGUCAUCAGUCCCGUGGUGGAGCCUGUGGGGACAACAUUCAGUCUUAUACUGCCACAGUCAUUAGUGCUGCUAAAACGUUGAAAACUGGCCUGACAAUGGUUGGGAAGGUGGUAACUCAGCUGACAGGCACGCUGCCUUCAGGUGUGACAGAAGAUGAUGUUGCCAUCCACAGUAAUUCAAGGCGGAGUCCUCUGGUCCCAGGCAUCAUCACAGUAAUCGACACUGAGACAGUUGGAGAGGGCCAGGUGCUUGUGAGUGAGGAUUCUGACAGUGAUGGCAUCGUGGCCCAUUUCCCUGCUCAUGAAAAACCAGUGUGCUGUAUGGCUUUUAAUACAAGCGGAAUGCUUCUAGUCACAACAGAUACCCUUGGCCAUGACUUCCAUGUCUUCCAAAUUUUGACUCAUCCUUGGUCCUCAUCACAAAGUGCUGUCCAUCAUCUGUAUACUCUUCACAGGGGAGAAACUGAAGCCAAAGUACAAGACAUAUGCUUCAGCCAUGACUGUCGCUGGGUUGUGGUCAGUACACUCCGGGGGACUUCCCACGUUUUCCCAAUCAACCCUUAUGGUGGCCAGCCUUGUGUUCGAACACAUAUGUCACCACGAGUCGUAAAUCGUAUGAGCCGUUUCCAGAAGAGUGCUGGGCUGGAAGAGAUUGAACAGGAACUGACGUCUAAGCAAGGAGGUCGCUGUAGCCCUGUUCCAGGUCUAUCCAGCAGCCCUUCUGGAUCACCUCUGCACGGGAAACUCAACAGCCAAGACUCCUACAAUAAUUUUGCCAACAACAACCCUGGCAACCCCCGGCUUUCUCCUCUCCCCAGCCUGAUGGUAUUGAUGCCUCUUGCACAAAUCAAGCAGCCAAUGACAUUGGGGACCAUCACCAAACGAACAGGGCCUUAUCUGUUUGGAGCGGGGUGUUUUUCCAUAAAAGCUCCAUGCAAAGUUAAACCACCUCCACAAAUUUCACCCAGCAAAUCAGUGGGCGGAGAAUUUUGCGUGGCUGCGACGUUUGGGACAUCCCGAUCGUGGUUUGCAAAUAAUGCAGGUCUGAAAAGAGAAAAAGAUCAGUCCAAACAAGUUGUAGUUGAAUCCCUCUACAUUAUUAGCUGCUACGGGACCUUAGUGGAGCACAUGAUGGAGCCACGACCGCUUAGCACUGCCCCCAAGAUCAGCGAUGACACCCCGCUGGAAAUGAUGACAUCUCCCCGAGCCAGCUGGACUCUGGUUAGAACUCCUCAAUGGAAUGAAUUGCAACCACCAUUUAACGCAAACCACCCUCUGCUCCUUGCUGCAGAUGCAGUACAGUAUUAUCAGUUCCUGCUUGCUGGCCUGGUUCCCCCUGGAAGUCCUGGGCCCAUUACUCGGCAUGGGUCCUAUGACAGUUUAGCUUCUGACCAUAGUGGGCAGGAAGAUGAAGAGUGGCUGUCUCAGGUAGAAAUUGUAACGCACACCGGACCCCACAGACGUCUGUGGAUGGGUCCACAGUUCCAGUUCAAAACCAUCCAUCCCUCAGGCCAAACCACAGUCAUAUCAUCCAGUUCAUCUGUGUUGCAGUCUCAUGGUCCAAGUGAUACUCCACAGCCCCUUUCGGAUUUUGAUACAGAUGAUCUUGAUCUCAACAGUCUCAGGAUCCAGCCAGUCCGCUCUGACCCAGUCAGCAUGCCAGGGUCAUCCCGUCCAGUGUCUGAUCGAAGGGGAAUUUCCACCGUGAUUGAUGCUGCCUCAGGUAGAAAACUACCUCCAAAAUGUUUACUGGGCACCUUCGACCGGAGCGUGACCCUGCUGGAGGUGUGUGGGAGCUGGCCGGAGGGCUUCGGGCCGCGGCACAUGGCCUCCAUGGAGCACACGGAGGAGGGCCUGCGGGAGCGGCUGGCCGAUGCCAUGGCCGAGUCGCCGAGCCGGGACGUGGUGGGCUCCGGAACAGCACUAGCUUCAUGCCUGCCCAUAGCUCUCGUGUGAUAAUUGGCAAAUGAACAGAAUAGAUGCAAGAGAGGGAGUUGGCUAGAGAUGGAGAGGUGCUUUAUCUGGCCACAGGAGACAGCCAUCUCUGAGGACCGGCCCCCUCCACGCCCCCUUCUUCCCUGGAAAGGAAGACGUGCACCAUGGAAGCUGCAACAAGCCACGUCCCACCCCCUCGACUCCCACAAGCACAGACGUGGGCAUGCCACCUCUCCACCCCCAUUGUAAAGCCAUCCAGCUCGUGAAUGGCAGGUCAUCAUGCCGUUGUUCUCCCACCUGGAUCCGGAGAUGAGAAGCGGCUGUGCCAUUUACAGGGGCUCUAACCCCAUUUUGCUUGGAAGCUGGCCGAAGGGAGAAAAGCUUCUCCCUUUCUGAACCUUGCUUGUAGCGCAGCUUUCCCCUACGUCUCUGGGGCCCUGGCCAGCCCCAGCUCACACAAACCAGAGCCCGUGGCACCAGACACACUCCCAAGGAGCCACCCUUCCAGGGGCCAGAGCAGCUCUGGGUCAGCUCUCCUCCCCAGCUGCCUUCCUCAGAAGCCACUUAGAGCACCUCCGUGUCAUCCAGCAACAGAUUGGAAGUCUUGGAAGGCGCAUUCAGGCAGAGUUGGGGAACUUCAGCCUGGCACAGACCAUUAGUAACCUGAGCGAAGCUGGCAGCCAUUCAUCUGCCAGACAGCUGAAGGAUUCGGGAGAGUCUUUGUGGCCUUAAGCAGGUUCAUGAAAUUAAAAAAAAAAAAAAAAAGAAGAAGAGAGAGAGGAAAUUAAAACUGCAUGACCCACAGGUCAGAAAAUAGGAGAUGCCCUUUUUGAGCAUAGGGAUUUCAUUUUCCUCCCCAAACUGUCACCAAAUGGGAUUCAUUCGGUUUUCUUUGACCAGAUUAAA
Balaenoptera ricei (Rice's whale) is the source of this 3730-nucleotide messenger RNA. It is a transcript of the gene BCAS3, whose product is annotated as BCAS3 microtubule associated cell migration factor. Gene Ontology annotation, biological process: response to starvation; autophagy. The transcript has 25 exons. The record is from RefSeq and is a predicted model, not a curated record. The coding region runs from base 155 to 2845 and encodes 896 amino acids. NCBI's taxonomy places the organism in Eukaryota, Metazoa, Chordata, Mammalia, Artiodactyla, Balaenopteridae. Gene Ontology annotation, molecular function: protein binding. Gene Ontology annotation, cellular component: cytoplasm.